CUUCAUUGAGCUCUAAGUGCGUAACAAGAAAUGCCUACGGCUUGCAUGAGGUGUCUGCAUGUAGAUGGAAGGUUCAGCGCUUCAGCGAGCUGUCUGAAAUGGUGCCGAAAACAACACAGAUGUUAGAGAUGCGUAGCGGUAAAGUCUAUGAAGGAUACGGCAGUGGUGGACUGACGCAUCGUAAACAAGUCGGGUCGCAGUUGAUAAUAUCGCAUUACUAAAUAUAGUUCUUUUUGUCAAAUUACGCGUCUGUUUUAAAGUCAUUUGUGUUGGUUUACCGCGGGAUUACGUCAUAUAGGUUGACGAUCGAGAAGAAAGAUUAGAUGAACAGUACGUGUGGUAGAUACAAACGUAUGUUUGUUAUGAUAAACCUGAAAAUUGAUUUCAGUUUCUUGUGACACCGUUGUAAAGGGUGUUUUGUUUGUGACUGUGUAAUAACAACGUUUGCAACUGUCAUUUUCGAGAAAAGCCGGGAUGUGUAGGUGAUACAAAAAUGCAGUGUGCAUUGAUAUGGCCAGUAAGUCAUUAUGGACUACUCUUGGAGUAUGGAUGUGCUGCAAUCAUGGAGGAAGAGUUGUAAUGAACUGCAUCAUUUUCAAAGUGUUUUUCAAGUCACUGCAAACUUGAGUCAAAUUUGGGCACUUGAAGGGAUUGCACAAUAUUUCUACAUGUUGUAGAGUGCUUAGUAUUGGAAAGAUAUGAAAUAAUUGUCAUAGGCACAGAACAGCAAUGGAUCCAUUGGGGCCGUGGGCAACAUAUAAUCCUUCAUACACUAGGCUAACGGGUACAGCAGGCAGUUAUCAGGGGACUGCUCCUAGUGGACGUGGCAAUUUUGGAUCCCCCCAUCAUGCUUCACCAACAGGGAACAACAGUUUGGAAAAUACAGCAGUAACAGGGUUGCAAUCAGCAAAUUCCCAGCUUCUUUUGCAAACUGCUCAUAGUUCUACUAGCAUGCCUAACAGAGAACUCAUGGGCCACACUUCCAUGACAGCAGCAUUUGGCUCAGGGAGCUUUCUUACACAAACGUCUGGAUCGUAUGAUCCAGUUUUCUCAACUUUAUUUCACCAUCCUGAACAAAAACUGGCUAAUUAUGGCCCCUGUGCCACAAGUAACCCUUCAAAGCAUUCUUUACAACAUACUUCAGCGACCAAGCAAAAUGCACUUGAAUCAGAAAUAACAAGAGUCAGAGAAAAACAACAGAGUAGCACAUAUUUUGAACAGCAGGCAGCAGGAUCACCAUCCUCACUAUCAUCAACCCCGUCUUGGUCACAUCAGACAAAUGUCCAAAUACCAAGUCCAUUUGGUAUAUUACCACAUGAAACUGUUGGAAAUGGGGUGGAGAAGGGCAGUUCCAUUUGUGAAGGAGACUUCAAUGUACAAUUUACCCCAAAUCAGAAUUUAAAUAAUAUGAACUCUCAGCUCUCACCAGCUUUGGAAUACAGUAAAUCUUCAAGUGAUUACAAUAAAAUACAGAUCAGGAAACCAGACACAUUACUGUCCCCUGGUAGAACAGCUUUUACACCUGCCUCCAGUGCAGCAACUAGUGCCACAUUUUAUCAGCAUUCUCCAGCAACAUUCAGUAAUGUAGGGGCUGUCUCAUCUCGGGACAGUACUUCAGUUGUUUGUGCAACAACUUAUCGAAAUGACAACAAUAAAUGCCAGCAGCAACUACCAGGGGUCUCUGAUUUUGUUAGCAGUGGAAAAGGAUUUGUUUCUCCUGCACAGCUACCCACACCGUACCAUCAAGCUUCACUUGAUACGAAAUUGUAUUCAGAAUUUAAUUCUUCUGAGCACAUGACACAAGCACCUUUACCAGAAGAACACAGUCAAUCUCCGCCUGUUAAUUUCUCUCCAUUGAAUAAUGGAAGACAAACAGUUACCUUUACACGCAAUGAAAAUGGUGGAUCAUGUUCAACUAGUAUUAGUUCUGGGUCAGUUCCAACAAGUCUUGGUGUAGAAGAGCAGCAUGGCAAACGUGCCCUUGGUGAAUUACAGCAAACAAUUCAUAAGCGUCAGCCUAACAGUGAUGCAUCAUUUCAUAUGCAGCAAUACAGCAGCUCCCUUGUUGAUAGUGCCAAUUAUGGUAGUUCACCAUCUUUUUCAACAACAGAAACAAAAUCUUAUUCUGAGCCAUUGCUCUGUAUUGCAAAUGAUUCAUUGAAACACGGUCAGUCUGAUUGUGGAAAUCUUACACAAACACAAAGCCCAGCUAGUACGCAGUCGCAUCCGAGCCCUCUUGGUCAUGUUCCAAGCCCUCUUGGUCAUGUUCCGAGCCCUCUUGGUCAUGUUCCGAGCCCUCUUGGUCAUGUUCCGAGCCCCCUCAGCCACGUUCCAAGCCCUCUCAGUCACGUUCAGAGUCCUCGUGGUCAUGUUCCAAGUCCCCUUGGUCACAAUCCCAGUCCCCAUAGCCACAAUCCAAGCCCCCAUGCUCAUGCUUCGAGUCCUGCGUAUCCUGUUUACCACAGUCCAGUAGGUAUGGUGCCUUCUGCAUCUUAUGUCCAGCCAUUGUCUCCAGAGGUGUCUUUACGGCAAUGCCCUACUGUUGAUGAAAGGCCAAAAAUAGUAAGCCAUUCUGCAGACAGUGAGCCAUGCUCAACAAACUCAUUAAGAGUACUGCCUAAAUCACAAAUCCCUAGUCACCAUGUAAUAAAUCGUACAUCGGGCUCAACAGGUGUUGCACAGAGACAAAAAUUAGAUGAAUGUGACAUCAAAGAUGGUUAUAACGAAGACAGUGGUUUGCAUGGAAAAGGAAAUCGGCAAGAUAAUACCUGCCGAAAGCAAAACGUGACACUACAAAUGAAGGAACAAAGUGUUGAAGAUGAAUCCAGUCCAUAUUAUAAGGUAUGCAUCAACGAGAGAGAUGGUGGAAAUAGUAGUACCGCUACCAUGUUAUCAGUAGUGCAAACACCCAAUUUGCCACAGACAUCAACACUUCUCCAACCUCAGGACAUUUUAGAGCCUUCAGUAUCUAUGGAGCAAGAAGGUUAUAUUGAAAGCAGUUCAUCCUGUAGUGAGCAGGCGAGUAAUGAUAUUGACAAGCAUGCUGCCACAGGUUACAGUGUAGCACUACAGCAAGAAGGUGAACCUCUGUGUACAGGAUUACUAUCUACUGGUGAACUCACAGAGGCUCAGACAAAAGAGCAUUCUUCUCACCUUAUUAGGGCCACCUCUGAAGGACAGCAACUAGUGUCCGCUGAAGAGGCAGUGACUCAAAACAGUGCCAGCUCCUAUGUCACACACAUUGACAGAAAUAGAGAGCAACAAGAUACUGAUUCAAGGAACAAUUCUUUGAAUGAAAAGUUGGUUUCACCAAAAGCAAGUGUAGUGUGUGAAAAUGUACUCAAACAAAGAUCAGAUACAUUUCAGGAUUCCAUUGAUAAGUCUGAUAAUGAAUGUCAGUCUGCAACAGCUUCUGUGACACAGCCAGUUGUUACAGAUCUUCCUAGUGUUCAACAAUCUUCUGACAGCAUUCGACAGAUUUCAGAGGUUGUCAACAUGUCAUCAGAAAUGAAGUCUGCAUCUCAACAACCAUCAGAUUUUGCAGAAUCCUUUAAUGAAAUAAAUCGAAAAGUCACCUUAAUUAACAUAGAGGAUGAUUUAGAAUGUCUAUUGGAAGAUAGUUCUGUUUACAGUCCAAUGACUCUUGAACAAGAUGUUAAGAUGUCAAAACAAAAGUAUUUUUUACAAAAUCGUAGUGGAUUUUUGGAUGGGUACAUGAAAUUCCUUAAUGAAGAGAGACGAAUAUCUGUUACAAAAAGCAAAAGCACUGAAAAUUCCACAGAUACAGAUGCACAGAAGAAAGUGCGCAGGAAGCGAAUUACUAAAAAUGCAGAUAUAUCUGGUACCAGUACUAAAGUUUUGAAACAAAGUCAGCAGGAUGAAGACUGGGAAGAAAGCAGUUAUACAUCCGAUGUAACUUCUGACACAUCUGACACUGAAAACCUGAGAAGCAAAGGAAAAAGAACUGAAUGGAUGUCCAGGGACAGCAGUCAUCAGGAAGAUGAAGGAAGUGAGAGGAAAAGACAAAAAUUGGAUAAGGAAGACGAACCAGAGAAGCAGAAGAAAAAUGCAAAAGACAGCCGAGGGAAAAGUCUUCAGCGAUCAACAAUUCAGUUGAGGCGAAAUUCUAGUUCUAAUCCAGAACUCUCAUCAAAGUGUAAUUCAUUUCAGUCAAGUUACUCUAAUGACCCACAGUCACUGGAUUCACAAAACACUCAUGAAAAGGAGCAAAGGAAGAGGAGUAGAAAUGUUAAAGACCAAAUGAUCGCAAAGAGAAAAAUGAGUGAACAUAAAGAAGACCAAACUGUUUAUUUGCCCAGGAGGGAAAUGACACCCCGGAAGGCAAAAGAAAUAAGUAACACAAAGAAGUACAACCUCGAAGAAUUUGAAGAAGACUCUGACUCUGAGGAUAUGGACAGUGAUCCCGCAUGGACUCCAGCAGCUAAAGAACCAUCUGAUGAUGAUAAUGUUAAUAAGAGACGAUCCCGCCGUUCACGUUAUAUGCUAACAAAUUGCAAGAGAACCAGGCAUGCAUCACCUGAUGGCACUAGACCUGGAGGCACUGAAGAUGUAGAAGUGAGCAAGUUGCGUGGGAACCGAACCAGACAAAGUCGUACAAGAACACAUGCUGCUGCUAUCAGUCAAAAUUCACAGUCAUUGGCCAGACCUGACAUGCCCUCUGGUGCUUCAUAUUCUCCUGUCAGAGAAGUCAUAGCUGACACUAAUUUCAGAUCUGGUGACUUUGUUAUAAUGAAGAGUGAUACAGCAAUGGAGCAUCCACCACUAUGGAGAAUAGAUGGGAGAACUCUCCUUCAAAAAUAUGAAAGCUUUGAACAAAGUGGUAAAACUCUCUACAGGAAUAUUUCCACGUAUACAAGCUGGAGUCCACAAAACAGGCACAUCUACCAACAAGUUGCUGUGCGAUUUGUAGUGCAAAAUAAUUUUGAAACAGUUGUUGAGUUGCAGAAGAACAGCAUAUGUGAUGACCAUCAAUCACUGGUUGAACAGUCAAUAACAGAAACUGCCAAAUACUACAACAGCUUUGAAGUUUACAUCCAGACAUUAAUAUCUCAGGCAUUGGAUUCAAAUUUCCUGACUGAAGUUCUGAGGGAACAUGAUGAUUACUUUUUAACAAACUUAAAGACAGUUGAUGAAGUAACAGAAGAGAGAAUGGAACAUCUUUUAAGGAUUGCCAAGUGGCCAAACACUCUAAGAACUAGUGUUGGAACUUGGCCGUGUUUCAAUGUAAUUGAUGAGCCAACAGAUGGUGAUGGGGAAGGUGCAAUGCCCUGCAUUGCCUGUGAACACAGUAGUGCCACAGCCCGUGUUCAAAUGUAUGGCCAGCCAUAUGACAGAACAACUCUUGAGGGCUGUCCUCCAGACCCCAAGUUGGCAUCACAGAAGGAUUUCCUCCUUUGCAAAGUGUGUGUGUCACGUGUUGAGCUGUAUAAUAAGGUAGCUCACCAAAAAUACCAUAUGUAUGUAGAGUGUGCAAAGAGGGUUGCAGACAAGCGCUCUUCAAACCCAAGCAAAGACAGUAUGGAAAUCCUCAAUGAGCUACUAGCUGAUGAGCUGUGGUUAAGAGAGCUGUUCCUAACAGUGCGACAUGUGUGGGCAGCAAUUGAUACAUUGGACAACAUGGCCUGAAAUAAUGACAGAAAGUCUUCUAAUUAUACAUUGAAACUGUAAGGUGUGUUCUAUCUUCCUAAAGGGCUUUUAAUAAAUGUUAAAGUUUGUGAAAUAUAAAAUGUGCAUACUUUCAUUGUACCUAUGUGAUGUACAGGCAGCUUUGAUUUUGGUGUUAAGAGUAAUUAAUGAGCUAUCGAUGUGUCCAGUAUUUCAAAAUAUUUGCAUGUAGGCCCAAUAUAAAAAAAAAAUUCAAAUUCUGUUUUACUGAUCUAAAUAAAUACACUAGUAGCCAAUGUUGCUGUAACUAUUCAAAUUGAUCAUUGUUGUAUUUAGUACAAUUUUAAUUGUGUGUCAGAAAGAAAUGUUAGUAUAAUGUUUAAAGAUAUUGGUGUCUUUAUUUAUUAUUAGUCAGUUAAAUAACAUUUUAAUCUGGACAUAGCACACAGUGUAUUACCAAAAGAGGAGGCUGAAAGAAUGUGCUGUAGAGUAAAGACUUAUAACUUGUUAUAUUUUCAAGAUAUUUUUAAAUAAAAUGACUUAACAGUUUUCAGUA
Molecule: messenger RNA, 6181 nt
Organism: Schistocerca piceifrons (Central American locust)
Lineage: Eukaryota; Metazoa; Arthropoda; Insecta; Orthoptera; Acrididae
Exons: 10
Coding region: 730-5646 (1638 amino acids)
Cellular component (GO): nucleus
Source: RefSeq, a predicted model, not a curated record